GGCUCCGGGAUUGGCUGCAGCCCGCUUGUCGGGAAGAAAGAGCUGUUGUGAAGGCUCCGAGUCACCGACUGGAUCCGGCCGGCGGCGGACGCCCUCCCUACCGAAGGCUGUGUUGCCACCCCCUUGUCACGGUGAUCUGGAGUACCGUCGCUUGGAGCUCCGCCGGCUCAAAGAGUCCCGGUCCAGUCGGGACCGCAAACGCCGCGGAGGAGGAGCAGCCGAAAGACCGAAGAGACCCCGAGCCGCGCGACUGUUCCGACCGACCGACGAGCCGCGCGCGCGCGGCCUGAGAGCCAUGAAUCUGCCCGCUGUGCAGCUGCUGCCAACAUAGAUGCCCGCUGACCUCCUGCUAGCAGCUUAGGAUGCUGGGAAUGUGUCGCGGACGCAGGAAGUUCCUGGCAGCCUUUCUCGCCCUGCUCUUCAUCCCAGCCCUCACCUGGCUCUACCUGUCAGCAGGGGCGUUUCAAGAGAAGCCCCUUCUCCUCUCUCCUCUGGAAGCUCAUUCAUCCUCGCCAUUGGGCAGAGUUGGCGAGCAGCAAGCCUUAGAGCUCAGGGUCCGUUUGGUGGAGGAGGAGAACCGGGCACUACGACACAAGCUGAGUCGCCCCCCCAAAGACCCUUACGCACAGCGGCCACAGGACGUCCGCGGGGGGAACCACAGCCGCACCCAUUCGGAGGAGGGAACAGGUGACAGCGAUGGGCAGAGGAACGCGGCGGCGGGGAACGCCUCUGACUGCGUCCAACAGCCGACUGUAGACAAGUGCGAGACCAUCCACGUGGCCAUCGUCUGCGCCGGGUACAACGCCAGCCGGGAUGUGGUGACGCUGGUCAAGUCUGUGCUCUUCCACAGAAAAAACCCGCUUCAUUUCCACUUCAUCACUGACUCGAUCGCUCAGAAGAUCCUGUCUGCACUCUUUCACACCUGGAUGGUCCCUGCGGUGCGAGUGGCCUUCUACGACGCUGACGAGCUGAAGUCGGAGGUAUCCUGGAUCCCCAACAAACAUUACUCGGGGAUCUACGGCCUGAUGAAGCUGGUCCUCACCAAGACGCUGCCCUCAGACCUGCAGAAGGUCAUCGUUCUGGACACGGACAUCACCUUCGCCACCGACAUCGCUGAGCUCUGGGCCGUCUUCCACAAGUUCAAAGGUCAGCAGGUUCUGGGUCUGGUGGAGAACCAGAGUGACUGGUACCUGGGGAACCUGUGGAAGAACCAUCGGCCCUGGCCCGCUCUGGGCAGAGGCUUCAACACGGGGGUCAUCCUGCUGCUCCUGGAUCGUCUGAGGAAGCUGCGCUGGGAACAGAUGUGGCGUCUGACGGCAGAGAGGGAGCUGAUGGGAAUGCUGUCCACCUCACUGGCAGACCAGGACAUCUUUAACGCUGUCAUCAAGCAAAACCCCUUCCUGGUGCACCAGCUGCCCUGCUUCUGGAACGUCCAGCUGUCAGACCACACCCGCUCCGAGAAAUGCUACAAAGACGUGUCCGACCUGAAGGUGAUCCACUGGAACUCCCCGAAGAAGCUGCGAGUGAAGAACAAACACGUGGAGUUCUUCAGGAACCUAUACCUGACCUUCUUGGAGUACGACGGGAACCUGCUGCGCCGGGAGCUGUUCGGCUGUCCCAGCGAGGCUGACCACAACAGUGAGAAUCUCCAGAAGACUUUGAUGGAGCUGGAUGAAGAUGAUCCGUGCUACGAAUUCCGGCGGGAGCGCUUCACCGUUCACCGAACUCAUCUGUACUUUCUGCACUACGAGUACGAGCCCAGCUCUGAUGGCACUGAUGUCACUCUGGUGGCUCAGCUGUCUAUGGACAGGCUCCAGAUGUUAGAGGCCAUUUGUAAGCACUGGGAGGGGCCGAUCAGCCUGGCUUUGUACCUGUCGGAUGCUGAAGCACAGCAGUUCCUGAGGUAUGCUCAGGGGUCAGAGGUGCUGAUGAGUCGGGGGAACGUGGGCUACCACAUCGUCUACAAGGAGGGGCAGUUUUACCCUGUAAACCUGCUGCGGAACGUGGCUAUGCGGCAGGUCCACACCCCCUACAUGUUUCUGUCCGACAUCGACUUCCUGCCCAUGUACGGCCUCUACGAGUACCUGAGGAAGUCUGUAGUUCAGCUGGACAUGGCCAACACCAAGAAAGCUUUGGUGGUUCCAGCCUUCGAGACGCUGCGGUACCGCCUGUCCUUCCCCAAGUCCAAAGCCGAGCUACUGUCCCAACUGGACAUGGGGACACUCUUCACCUUCAGAUACCACGUUUGGACUAAAGGCCACGCACCAACCAACUUUGCCAAAUGGCGGACAGCCACCAUGCCCUACAGGGUGCAGUGGGAGCCCGACUUUGAGCCCUACGUCAUGGUGAGAAGGGACAGUCCGGAGUAUGACCGGCGCUUCGUGGGUUUUGGUUGGAAUAAGGUGGCUCACAUCAUGGAGCUGGACGCUCAGGAGUACGACUUUGUGGUUCUGCCCAACGCCUACAUGAUCCACAUGCCCCACGCCCCCAGCUUCGACAUCACCAAGUUCCGCUCCAACAAGCAGUACCGGGUCUGCCUGAAGACCCUGAAGGAGGAGUUCCAGCAGAACAUGUCGCGGCGCUUCGGCUUCGCCGCCCUCAAGUACAUGACGGCCGACAACAACAGCUAGCCUCCGCUGCACCCCUUCACACCCCCACUGGACCAGUGACACGGUCCAUACACGGGGGGAAGGGUGCCAGGACUGGGGGCUCAGACGCAGAACUUUGACCUUAAGCCCGAGUCUGUGAAUCCCCCCCGCACACGGACAAGGAGAUCCGGGCAGGGGGCGGGCUGGAAAUGUGAGAAACCUCCUGUUCAUGCAGCCUCCCACCCCCACACAGGUUUGGUCAGGACGAUGCUGACUUUCAGAGGAGCUGCUGAGCAUCCCGUUGUCAUGACAAUGCAGACUGAUGGACAUGCAGUGAUGUCAGAGGAGACGGAAAGGGGCGUCACCCCUGAGUGCCUCUAACUCCGCCCAUUCAGUCCUCCGGUUGGGGGCAUGAAUUAAAGGGAAUUGUGUGGAGCGACAAA
This is a messenger RNA of Oryzias latipes (Japanese medaka), 3031 nucleotides long. RefSeq names its product LARGE xylosyl- and glucuronyltransferase 1 (gene large1). Gene Ontology annotation, cellular component: Golgi apparatus. NCBI's taxonomy places the organism in Eukaryota, Metazoa, Chordata, Actinopteri, Beloniformes, Adrianichthyidae. Gene Ontology annotation, molecular function: glucuronosyltransferase activity; xylosyltransferase activity. The record is from RefSeq and is a predicted model, not a curated record. Gene Ontology annotation, biological process: protein O-linked glycosylation via mannose.